AUGUCACCGCUCAUUGCUAUCCUUUGUCUGAUUACCCUACUUGUUGAUAGUCAAAUGCUUCCAUUUACGAUUCAGCUACCAUUACAAAAAAAUCGGAUUUAUCAAGAUAAAGUACAGCUUAAAGAGACACAAACGAUGAAAGGAUCAAUCUACAAGGAUACUUUUAAACUGGAACAAAAUUAUUAA
Molecule: messenger RNA, 186 nt
Organism: Brugia malayi
Lineage: Eukaryota; Metazoa; Nematoda; Chromadorea; Rhabditida; Onchocercidae
Gene: Bm435
Exons: 3
Coding region: 1-186 (61 amino acids)
Source: RefSeq, a predicted model, not a curated record